Molecule: messenger RNA, 1861 nt
Organism: Mauremys mutica (yellowpond turtle)
Lineage: Eukaryota; Metazoa; Chordata; Testudines; Geoemydidae
Gene: NRBF2
Product: nuclear receptor binding factor 2
Exons: 4
Coding region: 99-995 (298 amino acids)
Biological process (GO): autophagy
Source: RefSeq, a predicted model, not a curated record
CGGUGACGCCACUGCGUGCGUGCUUGAGGCGGAAGUGUUUCGGUGUUUACAGGCGGCGGAGCCUGGGACAGGGGCGCCGGGACGGAGCCGCAGAGCCCAUGUGCCCGCAGCCCCCGCCGCCUAUGGAGGUGAUGGAGGGGCCCCUCAACCUGGCUCAUCAGCAGAGUAGAAAAGCAGACCGGUUGUUGGCAGCAGGGAAAUACGAAGAAGCAAUUUCUUGUCACAAAAAAGCAGCUGCAUACCUUUCUGAAGCCAUGAAGCUGACACAAUCCGAGCAGGCUCAAUUAUCGCUGGAAUUACAAAGGGAUAGUCACAUGAAACAGUUAUUGCUCAUCCAGGAGAGGUGGAAAAGGGCAAAGAGAGAGGAAAGGUUAAAAGCCCAACAGAAUGCAGACAAGGAUAUAGCUGCACAUCUUCAGACCUCUUAUAAACCAACUGAAGAAUCUGAAGACCACAACAUAUUGGUUCCUGUUACUCAGAAAUACAGUCCUUCUGCAAAUAAGCAUCUACAGGAAACUCAGGUUGUCUUUGACAGGGAGCCAGAUACACUAUUAUUUCUGCUUCAGAAAAGAGAGGAGCAAUUGGAAGUGUGUAUUGGGAACAAAGCUCCAAAAGAUGACAAAACAAUAAUAGAAGAGCAGGCAACCAAAAUUGCAGAUUUGAAACGGCAUGUGGAAUUUCUUGUAGCUGAAAAUGAGAGAUUAAGGAGAGAAAAUAAACAGCUAAAAGCAGAAAGGAUUAGACUCCAAAAAGCUCCAGUAGAGAAGGAGUUGGAUGUAGAUGCUGAUUUUGUGGAGAAGUCAGAGUUAUGGGGCCUACAACAACAUUCAGAAACUGCUACUACUUCAGCCUCAACUUGGCAGAAGUUUGCAGCAAAUGCAGGGAAGGCUAAGGACAUUCCAAUACCCACUCUUCCUCCCUUGGACAUUCCAUCACCUGAACUCCCUCUAUUGGAGCUCUCUGAAGAUAUACUGAAAGGACUUAUGAACAGCUAAAUGAAGACCAUGAGACGUGCUCAUGAAAUGUAGUUAAGCAAAUGAGAAAAGGGAAAACCACCAGGACAAUGAUGAUCCAAGGGCAGCCAACAUCUAACACAAUCCUACUGUGCGAGAAAAGGCAUUACAGCAACUGUCACUGUGAAAUACACUUAAUCAUAGAGCUUAAGGUUACCAUAAAUUGGUAAAUGCAAGCUCUUGCAUCUUUCUCCUGACGUUUCAAACCAAAUGACUGCUUGGAAAACAUUUCAAACACAAUCCUUCAGGGUUUUGAAGUAAUGCUAUGUGUAAUAGGUAUCUAUAAUGCCAUAAACGAUGCAGAACUUAACUUAUGGUUGCCAGAUGGCUGCCACUUCCGCUUGAAAGAUGCUUUCUAUCAUGCAUUCAGAUUGUAAGCAUUUCAUUAUGCACAAUUUUGUUAAUGGAGAAGUGUAUAAGUUACACCAUAUCUAGAUGGAUCGAUGUGCCACACUCUUGUCUCCUGACAAUAUUAACCUCAGAUUAAUCAGGAGAAAUAUAUAAACUUUCUAUGGAGGAACCAAGUUAUUCGUUCUGUGGGGAAUCUUUUAGAUUUUGUUUACAUAACUAAUCAAGGUGCAUCAAAUUUAACUCUGGGUUUCUAUAUAAAAAAAUUACAUUGCUUAAAAAACCUGAGGAAAAAGUAUCCUGUUCUUCAGAGGUGCAUGAAUGGAAGUAAUGCUAGUGGGCAGUAUUUAAUUGCACAAAGGAAAUAUUUGUUUACAUCUGUAAAUCAGUCACUGAGGCUAUGAAAAUAAAAAACUAAGUUGUAAGCAACACCGUAACAGUGGGUGAAAAUAGUCUUCACAAACAUUAAAGUGCCAGUCUAUUGAACUAUACAAUUUGUU